UUCCAGCAAAACAGUUCUGUAGUUAAAAUGUUCCCUAGAGCACGCGUGAUAUUCUUGUUCAGUAUUCUAGUCUUCCUUGCCGAGGCGGAUUUCCCCGUCAAAGACUGGUGGGAAAAGGCCAGUUUCUACCAAAUUUACCCGAGAUCCUUCAAAGAUAGCGAUGGGGAUGGAAUCGGUGACCUGAAUGGGAUCACCUCCAAACUUUCCUACCUGAAGGAGCUGGGCAUUCGUGGCUUCUGGAUGUCACCAAUUUACGCCUCACCAAUGGUGGACAUGGGAUAUGACAUUUCCGACUAUCGGGCCAUUCAACCGGAAUACGGAACGAUGACAGAUUUCGAAAAUUUAUUGGUUGAAGCUCGCCGUUUGGGGCUAAAAGUGAUCAUGGAUCUGGUGCCGAAUCAUUCAAGUGAUAAACACGAGUGGUUCAUUAAGUCCGAAGCUGGUGAUCCUUUGUACAAGGAUUAUUACAUCUGGGAAGAUGGGUUGCCGAAUCCAAACGGAGGAAGGAAUCUUCCGCCGUCGAAUUGGCUUCAAUCAUUUCGGGGUAGUGCCUGGCAGUGGAGUGACCAAAGGCAGCAGUACUAUCUGCAUAUGUUUGCCGUUCAGCAGCCGGAUUUGAACUACCGGAAUCCGAAAGUGAUCGAGGAGAUCGAUGAUAUUAUUCGGUUUUGGUUGGACAAAGGAGUUGAUGGGUUUCGUAUCGAUGCAAUUUCCAACUUGGUUGAGAUCGCACGGUCUGCUGAUGGAUCUUACAAGGAUGAACCUCCAAGUGGUUUGACCGAUGAUAAAGAUGAUCCAGCUUAUCUGGAUCACAUCUAUACGCAAAAUCAACCGGAAACGCUGGAAGUUUUGUACCAUUGGCGUGAAGUCGUGGACCAGUAUCAGAAGGAAAAAGGUGGAGACACGAGACUGUUGAUGGCCGAAGCAGGAGGAACUUUGGAUAUUCUGAGAACAUAUUAUUUGAGUGCGGAUGGACGUCUUGGAGCACACAUGCCUUUCAACUUCCAGAUGAUUUUCGAAGUCAACAAAACUUCCACGGCAGAAGAUUACGAACGGACCAUACGUAACUGGAUGGCAAUGUUGCCUCCAGGACAUACCUCAAACUGGGUGAUCGGCAACCACGAUCGACCCCGAGUUGGAACCCGAUUUGGUGUGAAUCGAAUCGACGUUAUGAACAUGAUGGCCUUGUGUCUGCCGGGAGUCUCGGUUACCUACCAGGGGGAAGAAAUCGGCAUGACGGAUGUUUGGAUAUCCUGGGAAGAUACGAAGGACCCGGGAGCGUGCAAUGCCGGACCAGACCGUUACACCGAAAAAUCUCGGGACCCUUGCCGGACUCCAUUCCAGUGGGACGAUUCGGCUAUGGCCGGAUUUACCCAGGCAUCGCAGACGUGGCUUCCAGUUGGGCCGGAAUAUAGACAAGUCAAUGUGAAGCUACAGAAUGCAGAACGGAGAUCCCAUCUCAAGACAUACAAGGCACUGAUGCAGCUAAGGCUUUCAAAAACUUUCCAGUACGGAUCGAUGCAGGUCAAUGCGAUCAACAGCGAUGUGCUGGCCAUUACAAGGGAGUUGGAAGGAUACAAUACCUACAUAGUGCUGAUGAACUUGGGUGACCAAACUCAAGUUGUCAAUGCCAAUAACCUGGUUAGUGAUCUACCGUCCAAAAUGCGAUUCGAAAUAUUGGAUUCCAGUUCACAUCACGUUAAAGGGGGACUGGUUUACACGGACGAGAUUUCACUGCUUCCACAUGAAUCUUACGUUUUAGUAGCUCGGCUGGCAGCUGUCGAACAAGUGCACGAAUCGAUGUGUGAAAUAUGGUUGGAGUAAACAGGGAACUACAUUCUUUCUCCUAAUUUUUAUCAAACAUAAUGAAGCAAUUAUAAAAUCUAAUGGAUAUGUCACAACAACUUUUCAAUCAGUAAAUAACUUCUAUAAUUUAUUCCGUCAUAUGUACAUUAUCAGCAUACAUUAUAGAUCUAGAUAAUUUCACGA
Molecule: messenger RNA, 1989 nt
Organism: Uranotaenia lowii
Lineage: Eukaryota; Metazoa; Arthropoda; Insecta; Diptera; Culicidae
Product: maltase A3-like
Exons: 3
Coding region: 28-1824 (598 amino acids)
Biological process (GO): carbohydrate metabolic process
Source: RefSeq, a predicted model, not a curated record